CAAGUGUAUAAUUACUAAUUAGCUGUUCUCAUUAGGAAUGUGAUGAGUGUGUAAUGUGUAAAUUAAAUUCUUAUUUUGUAAAUUGAAUGUGAUUUAUCAUUUGUUUGAUAAUGGUUAAUCAGCAAUAAAACUUCAACAAGUAGUCAAUAGCCUACAUGACAAAUUUCGUAUAGGAUAGUGAUAACUGUUGUCAUCGAAAUUUGUAAGGGAUAAAUUAUUUAACAAAAGUUUUCUGUUAUGUUACCAUUUAAGAGGCUAUUAACAAUAAAUGUUAUUACUGGUCAGUUUAUACAUUUAAAACCCUUAUCAAAAUUUUCAUCAGUUUUAGCAGAACUGAAAUUAAAUUUGAUAAAGUGGAAACAUCCCAGUAAGCAAAUAUUGCGUCUGAGCAGACAAGCUGUCAAACCCCAAACUCCUCUCUUGCUCUUGUGGACAGUACCGUUCCUGUCGUCAGAUACUGCAGUCAAGGAAGGGAGCGAAGUGAAAAAGAUGUCUAACCAGCAGAAAAAAGAAAUGAAUGAUGCUAUUGUAGAAUCAGAUGAGCUGUUUGAAUCUAAUAAGUAUCAAGAAGCAACUUCAGCAUUGCUUCCUUUUAAGGACAUAAAUGAUGUCGAAGUUCUGUGGAGGAUAAGCCGAGCGCAGUACAAGGCCUCUCAGUCUUCAUCAGUGUCCGAUGCAGAGAAGCGACAGAUGAUACAGGAGGCAUAUGACAGUAUUACGAAGGCAAUGGAAUUGAAUGACUCACACUGGGCGGUACACAAGUGGAUGAGUGUACUGUUGGACGCUCAAUCCUCGUACGAUGGCAUUAAGGCGAGGGUAACUCAGCUGGAGAAUGUUAAACGUCACAUGCUUAAAGCAGUAGAACUGAAUCCCACUGAUGCAACAACCCAUUACAUGUUGGGUUCAUGGUGCUACCAGAUUGCAGACAUGUCAUGGAUCCAGAGAAAGAUUGCCGCUACGAUAUUUGCCGCCCCGCCUACAUCUACGUUUGAAGAAGCCCUUCAUUUUUUCUCUAAGGCUGAAGAAAUUGAACCCAGGUUUUACAGCCAGAAUUUGUUGAUGCUGGGAAAGACACUGUUGAAGCUUCAAAAGCCGAAAGAAGCAGCUCAAUACCUCACUCUUGCCAGAGACUAUCCUAGUUCUUCAGAGGAGGAUAACACGGUGCGAAAAGAAGCAACAGAAAUGCUGAAGAAGUUGAAGAUUGAAGAUUAAUCCAACAUGAUAAUGGCCCUGAUGAUUUGUAUCUCUAAAAAGCUAUUUUUUAAGAAUAACUAACUUUAAGUAUAUUUUUAUCAUUCACUGGAUACAUAUUUUAUAUUUUAGCUUCAUUGUAUAAUAAAGAUAUAUUACAUCA
Homalodisca vitripennis (glassy-winged sharpshooter) is the source of this 1354-nucleotide messenger RNA. Its product is annotated as regulator of microtubule dynamics protein 1-like. The record is from RefSeq and is a predicted model, not a curated record. Lineage: Eukaryota; Metazoa; Arthropoda; Insecta; Hemiptera; Cicadellidae. Gene Ontology annotation, molecular function: microtubule binding. The transcript is spliced from 7 exons. Gene Ontology annotation, cellular component: cytoplasm; spindle microtubule; mitotic spindle pole. The coding region runs from base 238 to 1212 and encodes 324 amino acids.